AUGCACCUCAGAGUUCUUACUGUGGCCGCACUUGCUGUUGCUUUGCCUAUCCAAGAUGAGAAUGCGAAAAGAGAUGAUGGGGUGGUAGUUCUUACCACCACUCAAGGCGUGGGCUGGGCCCAACUCUUCGGUCUUGGUACCACUACGACUGCUGCCGCUGCGGCUCCUACGAUAGCUGCCACCACCUCUCAGGUUGUUGUAGCACCUACCACUCAAGCAGCUGUAGCUGCCACAACUGCUGCGGCAGCUACUCAAGCUACUGCUCCUGCUGCUGCUCCCGUUUCCACUCCAGCAACUACGUCUAAGGGCUUUUUUUCCUCUCUUUUGGGCUUUUUUGAUGGUGGCAGCUCGGGUUCCAGCGGUUCAGGUUCAUCAACUCCUGCUGCUACUACCACUCCAGCAUCAACUUCGUCAACAUCUUCGUCUAGAUCAAGUUGGCUUUCAAAUUUGUUUCUGGGCCUCUUUGGUUCAUCCUCCUCUUCGACUCCUGCUACUACCGCUGCCGCCUCUCCGGUUGUAGCCUCUCCAGCUGUGGCCUCUCCAGCUGUAGCCUCUCCUCUUGUGGCUUCUCCUGUGGCCUCGAGUUCAUCCUCCACCUCCUCCUCGGGUGGCCUUCUCUCUAAUAUUUUUGGAUCUUCCUCAGAUACCUCGGAAACUCCAGGCUUCACGGGCUUAGUUACCGUGGACGGAACUGGAACUGGAUCCACCGGCUCAGAGUCUGAGCUGAGUGCAUCCGUCGCUCUGAACCACGAGAUUUCUCAGGUUGCUGCCUACGCUGAGGAAGGUGCUGGUAUCACCUACUCUCCAUACACCAAGGACGGACAAUGUAAAACUGCCUCCGAGGUCGCUCUGGAUAUCAAGAUGCUUCUGGCAUAUCCCAUGAUUAGAUUAUACUCGGUUGACUGUUCGGGCAUUCAGAAUGUUGUGGCCGCUAUGUCGUCGCUGCAGAAGUUGUUCCUUGGAGUGUGGAGUAUCGAUAACUUGCCCACCGACUUGUCCAACAUGCAAACGCAGGUUCUUUCGGGCUCACGAGGCUGGUCUGCUGUGCAUACGGUGGCCAUUGGAAAUGAGUUGGUCAAUGCUGGAACUAAAACGGUAGCUCAGAUCAAGACCGCAGUGUCCACUGCCAGAAGUUGGUUCAAGUCCAAUGCUCUGGGCUACUCUGGAUACAUUGUGUCUGUUGACACUUUGGCAGCAGUGAUGGCCGAUGCGUCCAUGUGUGAUAUCAGUGACUACUUGGCAGUCAAUUGCCACCCGUACUUCAGUGGCAUUGAGGCACUGACUUCUGGCACCUGGUUAAAGGCUCAGGUGCAAAGUUUGCAGAGUCACUGUGGUAACGGAAAACAGAUCAUGAUCACCGAGAGUGGAUGGCCAACCUACGGAAACACCGUUGGAGACGCUGUUCCGUCACAGGAAAACCAAUUGUUGGCCAUCAAGGGUUUGGCGACAGUUAUGGGUGACCAGGUGAUCAUGUUCACCACAUACAACGAUUACUGGAAGGCCCCAGGCUCUUGGAAUGUGGAGCAACAUUGGGGUAUCUAUGGAGACCCUUCAGCAUAA
Sungouiella intermedia is the source of this 1560-nucleotide messenger RNA. The record is from the annotation of a GenBank genome assembly. NCBI's taxonomy places the organism in Eukaryota, Fungi, Ascomycota, Pichiomycetes, Serinales, Metschnikowiaceae.